AUGGAUCGAUUGACCAAGUCGGUACAUUUUAUUCCGGUGAAGACGGACUUCUCCAUGCAAAAGCUAGCUAAGCUCUACAUUUUUGAGAUAGUGAGGUUGUAUGGGUUUCCUGUUUUGAUCAUUUUCGAUAGGGAUCCUAAUUUUACGUCUCGAUUUUGGCAGAAACUUCAUAAGGCUUUGGGUUCUCGUCUUGACUUCGUACUGCUUUUUAUCCGCAAACAGAUGAUCAAGUUGAGUGAGCGACGUGUUCUGGGUCUGGAGUUGGUUUCAGAUACUGAGGAUAAGGUCCGCUUGAUUCAAGAUCGACUGAAAGUGACUUCUGAUAGACAAAAGUCCUAUGCUGAUUUGAAGAGGAAAAAUAUCAAGUAUUCUGUAGGGGACUUGGUUUUCCUUAAGGUCUCGCCAUGGAAGAAGCGAGUAAGGUCGAUCGCGUAUCAAUUGGAGCUUCCUUCAGAGUUGGAUCGUAUACAUGAUGUAUUCCAUGUCUCGAUGUGGAGAUGUUACCGUUCUAAUCCCACGCAUGUUGUGCCUGUGGAAGAGAUUGAGGUUAGGCCAGAUCUGACGUUUGAGGAGAAGCCGAUUCAAAUUUUAGAUUGCAAAACUAAGGUUCUACGAAGAAAAUCCAUCCCUUUAGUGAAGGUGUUGUGA
Molecule: messenger RNA, 648 nt
Organism: Gossypium arboreum
Lineage: Eukaryota; Viridiplantae; Streptophyta; Magnoliopsida; Malvales; Malvaceae
Exons: 3
Coding region: 1-648 (215 amino acids)
Molecular function (GO): nucleic acid binding
Source: RefSeq, a predicted model, not a curated record